Messenger RNA from Sorex araneus (European shrew), 2548 nucleotides. It is a transcript of the gene QNG1, whose product is annotated as Q-nucleotide N-glycosylase 1. The transcript is spliced from 4 exons. Lineage: Eukaryota; Metazoa; Chordata; Mammalia; Eulipotyphla; Soricidae. Bases 993 to 1595 code for a protein of 200 amino acids. The record is from RefSeq and is a predicted model, not a curated record.
CAACUGGGUGUUCAUGGUGGACACGCUCAAUUUCUCCUUCUGGGCGGAGCAGGACGACCGCAAGUGCCUCGUGCGCUAUAAGGGCAGAGAGUACAGCGGGUACUGGGCCCUCUGCGCCGCGGUCAACAGGGCCCUGGACGAAGGUCGGUGCUUGCCCGGAGGCCCGGGAGGGCGCGCAGAGCCGUGGCCCCGACGCUCGCGAGGGCGGCUCGCUCUGCCGCCUCCUCGGCAUAGAGCUCCGGGAAGAAGUUGACAGGGGAUGUUCCCGUUGUAGGCCCACGCCCGGCGAUGCUCGGGCUUUUCCCUAGUUUGGCACACAGGAAUCCUGGCCGUGCUCCGAGUGACAAAUCGGUGCCGGGAUCAAACCUGGCUGGCCGCGUGCAAGGCAACUCCCCUGCCAGCCGCACAAGACCAUUUUCUUGUGCCCAAGGAAAUUGUCGUGAUCAUCAUCAUUCCAGCAAGCGGAUUCGCUGUUUGGUUUUUUCCCCCUUUUGAUCUGUGGGCCACAAUCUGCCGUGCUUACUCCUGGCUCUAUGCUCAGAUCUGUAGUGGUGGGCUCCGGGGCCCGGAGGGGGGCUGGGGUAGAAACCGGGUCAGUUGCAGGCAAGGCAAGCGCCUUGGGGUCUGCCCCCUUGGACGGCCUUCUCAGGAUCCUAUCUGUCCUAAAUAACGGCCAGAUACCGUAAAACUUGGUAUGCAGCUGACCACAUCCGGUGUGAUACUGCACUUGUUAGAGAUGUGCAAACAGAAGAGGUUUGUUAGAGUUAGAGAUGUGCAAACAGAAGGUUCAACCUCAGACUGUUCAAUGAGUCAUCCAUUUUUAUUUUACGUUGUAGUCCUCGAGUUUUGUGGUGGAGUGUCGAGGUCAUACUGUGGAGCUCGGGAGCUGCGCUUGGCUCUACUUUGGAAUACCAAUAACUAGUGCUUCGUACUAUGCCACUGUGACUCUGGAUCAGGUCCGUCAUGUGCUCCGCUCUGACACAGACGUGCCCAUGCCUCUGAUAGAAGAGAGGCAUCGCAUUCUCAAUGAAACGGGGAAAAUUCUGCUUGAGAAGUUUGAAGGCUCUUUUCUUAAUUGUGUCCGAAAAAGUGGGAAAAGUGCACAGAAAUUAAUGGACUUGGUAGUCGAAAACUUCCCUUCUUACAGAGAUGUGGCUGAGUUUGAGGGGGAGAGAAUUUCUUUUUACAAACGGGCCCAGAUCCUUGUAGCAGAUACGUGGAGUGUGUUCGAGGGAAAAGGAGAUGGAAGCUUUGAGGAUAUCUCUACUAUCACCAUGUUCGCAGACUAUCGGUUGCCUCAGGUUCUUGCUCACCUAGGCGCCUUGAAAUACUCUGAUGAACUGAUGGAGAAGCUUCGUACAGGGGAAGAGCUCUCCAAUGGGAGCAGGCAAGAGGUGGAAAUCAGAGGGUGCUCAGUUUGGUGUGUUGAGCUGAUCCGUGAUCAUCUUCUGGAGCUUAUUGACAAAACAGGCGAAAAAGCUAGCAGAGAAAUCAAUUCCAUUCUCUUGGAUUAUUACUUAUGGGACUAUGCUCGUGAUCAUAGGGAAGACAUGAAGGCAAUUCCAUUUCAUCGCACACGUUGCAUCUAUUAUUGACCCAGAAUGUAAGCCAAUCCAGCAAAGACUGUCUGCAUCUUAUGUCUCACAUCCAUUUGAACGGUUUUGCUUUGCUAUUCAGAGAAGGUAGUAGAGAUAACAAGAACAAGCUUUUUUUUCCUGAUGUCAUGUGUAGGGUUCAAGUGGUAGAGCCUUGUGUUUGCAAGGCCAGGUUUGAUUCUUUAGCACUACGCAACUCCCCAACGAGUUGCUGGGCCAAGCAUAGCCAGGAAUAGCCCCUAUUUAAACCUUUUUUCUGACAUAUCACUGUAUUGCCUCCCAAUUUUAUACUUUUCUUAGUUGUAACUAUAAUUUUCCCUUCUGUGGACACAAAGUUGAUAUAAACAAUGAAGGACCUUAAAAUAUUUUUGUUUUUUGGGGACCACAUUGAACUGUGCUUGGGGAUCACUGCUGGUGGUGUUUGGAGGACCCUACGCAAUAUUAGAUAUCAGCCUCAUGCAAAGCAAGCACUGACCAUCGUACUAUCUCUCUGGCCCAGGAAUUUUAGUGCUUUAUUUAAAUGACAGGGUUUUUUGUUUGUUUUCGCUUUUUUUCCCUUAAAUCAUGGCAUAAUUAUCAGUGAUAUCUCAAUUAUUAUAUUUUCUCAAAGUGUAAUUUUUGGUAUUUGACCCUUUGAUAUAAAAGAUAAAGUCUUCAUUCUGAAAUAUGAUGCUCUUGUAAAAAUCUUGUUUUGCAAGGAAAUAAUAUUGAACAGUGGAAAACCUGUGGCUUUUGAUUACUAAGCAGGUUUUGCUGAGAGGGAAUUAAGAGGUGUACUAGAAGUAACAUAAGAUAAGGGCGUUUGUGUGGUGGUAGGGUGCAGCAACUUGUAUGUCAAUACCAUAAAUUUUAAUACUAUUGUAAUCAUGUUACAAAAAUUUUAUAUAAAAUUUAUAUAAAUUUAUAUAAAAUUUACCCAAAAUUAUAAUAAAAUUUUUAAAUGAUUUUAAAAA